AUGGCUUAUAAAUGGAACCAUAAUUUCCCUAAAAUUGCCCGUGACGCUGGGUUCAUUAUUCGAGAGUUCUCGUCGGGUUACUGUAUAGACUGGAGGUUGAUUUCAUCUAUCGAUCCGUAUGCCAUAGUGAAUGAGAGAGAUUACGAAAAGCUAGAUGAAUUUAUUCCCCACAUUUCCGAGGUUCCCAUUGGAACGGUGCUGCAGAACCGGAUAUUAGACCCAGCGAUCGGAAAGUACUUUGUGCUGGCGCAAUUCAGCAUUCAAUAUUUGUUGUUUUGUAAGCAAUUUCUGGAUGAAACCAUCGUGGAGCUGCGGAACACCGCUCAGGAUAUGCAGAAGGAAAAUCUGAGAUUGGAAAAAAAUUGUCGAAGAAAAAACGAGGAAAUAGCAACGCUGCAUCGUAAGCUGCAAAGGACCGAGAGUCAAGUGGUUUACCCGUGCUCGAAGUGUACGAAGAAUUUCAUUAGUUUUGAGCUUCUAAACGCUCACAUGACCCGCAAACAUACGGAAAUGCCUUCGUCUUUCGGUGACACAAAUUUGGCAAACCAGAGAAAAUUUUCGGAAACGGAUACAAACUUAAUCAACACAAUAAAGCUAGAACUAGAGGUGAAACAACUCAAGGAAAGAUUGAAUAUUGCUGAAAAAGGUUUAAUAGAUCAGAGGAAUCGUGAACAUCAAUGCCAUGGUUGUUCGAAGCAAGUAAAAUGUGACCAAGAGAUGGUAAAAGUUACUCCAGAGUUCCAUACAGUUGCCAUCCAGACCAAUCUAGACGAUAGGAAAGAUGUUAACGAGAAAGAGGUCCAGACAGGUAGACCGAAAUCUUUAUCACCUUCUCAACUUUCCCCAUUACCAAGAAACCAGCUGCAACAGUUGAGUGCGUCGCCGACUCCGUUGGAUGUUAUUUCGAAAUCUGAUUUGGAAGCAAUUUUACGGGAACAAAGAGAGCAGUUCGAGUGUUGGAAAACAGCCGAGAGGCGGAAAGUGUCGCUCGAAAUCGAACAGAUGCGUCAAAGCAUGGCAGAAGCGAUUCGUGAAAUGGAACAACGUGACCGGCAGCCAAACAGUUUACUUGUUCCGCCGGUAGUAACGGAAGAACGGAGAGCAAGCUUCGAAGAUGAAGCAACCGCGUGGAAGGAUCGAUAUCAUGAGAUGGAGAACAUGUACCAAGACAGUCAGCGACAAGUUAAUCAAACUGUACAGAACAUUGAAUCGAUUUAUGAGAAAAAGUUUAGGCAAUUUGAAGAAAUGAUGCAAAAACACGAAAAUUGUGCUCAAUUGAAAAAGCUUGAACAAUUACCAAAAAUGACAGCUAUAGCAGAGGUAGAACGUGAUGAAGUCAACGAAGAUAAAGAGAUUGCAGUGUCAUUUGAAUCGACUGUACCGGUUAUCGAAGUAAUUGAAGAGAAAGAAGAAUCGGAAAUUGAUGAUGUCAUCGAACAAGCAUCAUUUUCCGACGAAGUAAAGGAUUCGGAAAGUGACGAGGAAUUAAAACUGCUGGAAGCAGCUAAAGUAAAAUAUCUGCCUAAAGAAAACGAGAGUUCCCUCGUAAAACAAAAAGAAUCGCCAAAGAAACGGGUAAAACCACUAAUGUCUCCUAAAAAGCAAGUAUUAAAUACGUUUAAAAGCCGGUUGAAAGGUUUGGGUAUCGACCCUAAAACAAAACAGUUACCAACCGAAGAUUUGCGAUCCGCAACUGUUGCUUUGGCUGAACGACGAGAUACCAACAAAAAGAAAAAUCGGGGUUUCUUUAUUACGAGAAACCAACUCUCGGCGAAAGUAGACCAAAUAGCAAAGAGUAAACUGAUUGAUUCUGUGAAAAAACUCCAAAAAAGUCCAAAACAUGACGAUGUGCCAGUAAUUAAACAACGAGAAGCAUCGCAGUCAAUCCCCAAGAUACGUUCUUCCCUAACAACCGUGGACCGGAAAUCGUCAAUCGACAUUCUACCAUCCAAGCUAAAAAUAUCCACAAAUGAUUUUCUUACAAUUCCAGCGCCCAGCGCAAAUCCCUUCAAGGCUAAAUUCAUUCCAGUUUCAACCUCGUCUGUAGUUUCCGUUGGCCAAACAGAAGUUCAGCUAACCAGCGACGACAUAAUAACCGUCCAGGCAGAAAUCAACCGCAUUCCACCACCGUCAUCAUUAGAUCGCCAUGAAACUAGCUCUCCAGUCCCUGCGGGAAGAUCUUCUCCCCACAGGCCGUCUUCGGUUUCCGAAUAUGAUCAACGAUUGCAACGGUUGCUGGAAACACCAGUUAAACGGCUCGUCACGCCACCGGAUCGGUCACAAUCGACAGUACAGACAGCACAGCUGGACGGCUCGGAUUUGAGCGAUCUUUUGGAAGCCGUUCCACAGCAACCAAAACCCGUACCCAAGAAACGGGUGUUGUUCAACUUGGAAGACAGUGAGGGCAAGCUAGACAACGUUAAACACCUAUUAGCUGCGGCAACAGUUCCUGUGCUAGCUCCUACGGUAACCCAAGAAUCUAGAGCGGACGAGGAAUCCGAUUGGAAUAUCAGCAGUUUCGAGGACGAAAAAUAA
Messenger RNA from Sabethes cyaneus, 2535 nucleotides. RefSeq names its product cilium assembly protein DZIP1L (gene DZIP1). Bases 1 to 2535 code for a protein of 844 amino acids. NCBI's taxonomy places the organism in Eukaryota, Metazoa, Arthropoda, Insecta, Diptera, Culicidae. Gene Ontology annotation, biological process: cilium assembly. Gene Ontology annotation, cellular component: cytoplasm; ciliary basal body. The transcript is spliced from 3 exons. The record is from RefSeq and is a predicted model, not a curated record.